Ruditapes philippinarum (Manila clam) is the source of this 13243-nucleotide messenger RNA. Its product is annotated as protein mono-ADP-ribosyltransferase PARP14-like. Bases 138 to 8207 code for a protein of 2689 amino acids. The record is from RefSeq and is a predicted model, not a curated record. Gene Ontology annotation, molecular function: NAD+ poly-ADP-ribosyltransferase activity; transcription corepressor activity. Gene Ontology annotation, biological process: negative regulation of gene expression. NCBI's taxonomy places the organism in Eukaryota, Metazoa, Mollusca, Bivalvia, Venerida, Veneridae. The transcript is spliced from 29 exons. Gene Ontology annotation, cellular component: nucleus; cytoplasm.
UACAGAGCUGGUAAUCAGUGUCGAAAACGAAAGUAGCAUUCGCGCAAGUCUGGAAAAAGGGAAGGAGUAACCAGACCGACUUCUACUUUAUUUCGAUUCAUAUAUUCAUUUUAAUUGCAUUCAACACAUACUUGGAAAUGGAGGAAUCAGAUUCAUCUGAUUCAAGUGAAAAUGAACAGUUACAUAACAUGCAGCAAGACAUAGCUGCAAAAGAAGAUAGUGGCAGGCUUAGCCCUUAUUCAGAUUCUGAUACAGAGGACUCUUACAGUAAACAAAAAUCUAUGCUUAACAUUUGCAAGCCUUUGCAUGUUCCUGGAAAGUACAAAGAAUGUGAAAGGCCCGAAUCGCAAGAUCAAUCAAGUCCUGGAGUAUUUGCAAUGGAAUGCUCUGAACAAGACAAGAGGAUGUGUGAAGAGUCAACUGAUAGGAACAUUGAAGAUUCUGUGGAAGUAAAGAUGAAAGAAGACUGCAAUUAUGAUGAUGCAGAUUUUGCCUUGACUGGUAUAUUUGAAAAGUCAAUGAUGGUGAUCCCAUCUAUGGAUGAAGAUACAGAAAGAACAGAAGCCACUGUUGAAAGUCAAAAAUCCCCAUCAGAGUCAGCUAUAAUUGUUGAUAAUGACUUAUUUGACCAAGAAAAUGUGGAUACAAAAUCAUCUAGUAUUAAACCUAAAAUUCCACCUAAACCAGCACCAAGAAAAUCUAAAAGCAAAGAAAGAUAUUCUGAUAAGCAUAUCCAAAUGAUUGAUGAGUUACCAGAAAAGAAACAAAGACCUUUACCAUCCCCUAGAAUGGAUAGGAAGACAGAAGAAAACUGUCCACUAUUUGAGACAGAACAACAUUUGGAACAUACCAAGAAUCCUAAAGAAACAAAUGAAGAUAAGUCAGUUUUAAAAGACACUUCUGAGUAUGAUACUCUUGAAAAGCCAAAUGCAGAAGAUGUAACAGAUGAUGAGGAGGUAGACACUGUUGAUAUAGGCAGUGCUCAAGAAUGUACAAGUGAAGACAACUCAAUCAAACCAGAUGAGGCUGAUACUUGUUUUGAAAAUAAUUUAGAACAAGUUGCAAAAGAGAGAAUGCACUCACCUGAUACAGAUGGAGAAGAAAUUCAACUUCAAGCAUCUACUGCUAGUAGCAGUUUUGAAGUAGUAGAUGAUUUAAAAAGCUUUGAAAACAAAGAUGAGGAGAUUGAGAAAGCAGAAAUGUCAGAGGACAAUGAUUCAGAUGAAGAUAAUGCAGCAAAUUUUGUGAAUGAUUUCAAGGAUUCUGAUUCAGGGAAAGAUGAUGUUAGUGCUAAGAAUUCAUCCGAAUCAGAGCCAGAAGGUGCAUUUGAAACACCUGAAAACCAGUCAUUUGAGAAAGAAGAUGAAAUAUUUUAUGAUUCUACACCAAUGCAGACAGAAGACAAUCAAUCCUCAUCCCAGGGGGGUGACAUACUAUCUGUUAAAGAAAAUACUGAUGAAGUCCCUGAAAUAGAAAAGGAAACAAAAAACUCAUUUGCAGAAGAGCUGUCCAAAAAAGAUACUGUAAGUGUGCAAAUGAAAAUUAAAACAUUUGAAGAUUCAGUUGUGGUCAUUGGGAAAGGCACAAUUAAGGAAGAAUAUGAAAGCAUGUCUAGUACAGUUUGCAGUGAUGAUUUAAAUAAUUUGACUACUGUUCAAGAUACAGAAUCUAAGGUAGAAUUUGGAUCUAUUCGAAAUAGAAUAAGUAUGUUUGAAGAGAAAGGAAGGGACGAAAAUGAAGAUUCUGACAGGUCUGAUCUUGUAAGAACAAGUAAAAGUUGGUCAAGCAAUUCAAGUUUUAAUGUAUUAUCAAGAGAAGAAAGUGAAGAUUUAGAAAUGAGGUCAGAUGUCAUUUCCACAGAAGAAAUUGUUCUGGAAGAAAACCAUGAUGGUAUAAGUGACGAUACGGAAGAGAAUGUUGAAACUAUCCAUAUUGAUCAAGAUGAUUUUGGAGAGAAUAAAGAGGAUACCUUGGAAGAUGACAAGCCACCUCCUAUUGCUGAAAAGUCAGAAGCAGUGUUAGAGAGCAUGAAAUCAAUGUUUGUGGAUGUUCCAGAUAUUCCAGAUAUUCCUCCUAGAUCACUUCCACCAGAACAAGAAAUGGACAGCUUUGUUAAAAUAGAUACAGAAACAAUUAAAAACGUUAUUAGUUCAGAUGGAUUACCAAAUGCACAGACUGAUAAACAUGAUGCAAAUUCAGAUGUGUCUGAAGAACAGAAUCCUUCAUACCAACAACAGAACCAAAUACCUAUUUAUGAUAACAUGCAGUAUCAGCAACAACAGUUUCAGCAACAACAACAGUAUCAACCUAAUAAUCCAGGUUGGAACCAACCCUAUUAUUAUCCUAAUCAGGAUGGAAGUUACCCAUAUCAGUAUCCUUUCUACAAUCCAAAUAUGAAUCCAGGGAUGGUGUAUCCAAAUCAAAAUAUGCAAUAUUUUCAACAGCCUUACUUCCCCCAACAAAACUUUGGAAUGCCAUAUGGCUUUUCACAACCAGAUAGAGAGCCAUAUAGAUCAUGUUCACCAGAAAAUUCAACAGCUAGUACCUGUGAUGAAACUGGACCCCAACCACAAAUGGAAAACUUAAGGCCUGAUAGUGAUGAUAGCCUGAAAAGACCUCAAACACAAAAUGCACAUCACACAGAAGUUAGUCAUGAAGCAAAGAGGACUCCGAAAGCAUCUGAAGCUCAACAGUCUCAGCUUACAAAAUCAAAAAGUGAAGACACUAUAAAGGAAAAGAAGGGAAAAGCUUCAUCUGCAGCUGUUAAAAGGUCAACAUCUAUGCCAAGUUCCACUCCAGUUAAAAGAACACCUGGUGGUAGAAAGACUGUUGAAAAAGUAAGACAGACACAUAAAGAGAUUGUAGAAGAGGAACAUGUAGAGACAGUGAAAGAGGAAGAUUACUACAUAUUCUUUAAAGAUAUCAAUCCUGAGACCAAACUUGAUGUUUUGGGGUUAUUCGUGGAAAAUUACACUCGUGGUGUUGUCGACAAUGAUGAUACAAUUUUCAAUUACUCUAAAACAUGUGCUCUUGUCACAGUGUUACUAGAUAAAAAACUAGAUUUACACAAAGUAAAUGCAAAUAAAGAGAGACUAGGCUCAGCCCAGCACAGACCUGAAGUUUUUAAAGUUCAAAGACCAACCAAAAUUGCAGUCAGCAGUGUUGAGCAUAUCAGCAACACAGAGAAUCUAGAUCUUUACUUUGAAAGUCGCAAAGCUCAAGGAAAUGUAGCUUUAAUGGAAUUAAAGGGUGAUACAUUUGAGUCAGAUGAUGGGAGUUGUUAUGUUCUAGAUUUUGGAGAUGCUGAUGUUGUUAAAAGAAUAUGUGAUAAAAAAGGACAUGAAGUUGAUGGGAAACCUCUUCGUGUAUCUCCUUAUUAUGAAUGUGAAGGCGGAGCUAUCUGGAGUUCUAGGAUACAUGUUCUAAAAAUACCAGAACCAGUGGAUGUACAAUAUGAUCCAAAUUAUCUGUGCAUCCUUGAGAGAUCAUGUUGUGCUCAACUGCACGAUGAUUUAAAAAAGAACCAUUGCUCACUGGAAUUCAAGGAAAAAGUGCUACAGCUUCACUGUAUGCUGACACCUGAGAUGACUGGAUUUAAAGGACUUGCUGAGAAAUGGGAGGUAUCUUCAAGAAGUAUUAUUGAUCAAUUCAUAUCCGUGAACAUCAUAGAAAGACCAUUGAAAUCUUCAGAACACGUCUGGAAUGAACUGAUCGAGUUCUUCAAUUCAGAAAAUAUGCAAGCUUGUGAAGAAGUUGUUGCUAGCAUUGACAGUGCAGCUUUUAAAAUAAUAUUCAUUGGCUUCAGUGAUCCAGUCCAAGAUAAAUUAAGACAACUUAAAGAAAAGCAUACAGAAAUUGAAAAACGUCUGAGUAGGAGAACAGAAACAAUAGAUAAUCUUGAUAAUUUGAAACUGAAGCUGUUAGAGAAAAUAGGAGUUUUUGAAGACUUGAAACAUGAACGGGAAGAUAUUAAGAUAGAUAUUGGAGAUGGUGAAUUAAGAAUUGAAGGGCAACCUGAGGACAUUACUGUUGUACGCCUCAAAUGGCACGAUAUGGGUAACAGAAUUUCACGCAAGCAAUGGAACCAUGGAUUUUCAAAGGAAUGUGUAUUUUUUGUGAACAAUGUUUUGACUUGUAAGAUACAAUCACUGUUGGAAGGAAACAACAUAAUUGCUGUUUGGAAAAUGGAUGCUAAAGUGUUUAGUCUUUACGCAUAUGAAGUAGAUGAGAAAGAGAUGGAUUAUGAAGUGUUUGAUGAAGAUGAAAUGAGCUCUCAAGUCUGCAAAAAAGCUGAAGAACUUCUGAAAUCAGCAGUUAUUGAAAUGAAAGAACCUGUUGAAGACAGUAUAAUUGAAGUUCUAACAUCACCUGAAUGGGUUUCAUUCAGUGAACAUAUUACUGAAACAUUUGAGAAUUCUGCUGAAUUAGAGGCCAAGGACAGUGAACUACUUAUACAUGGGAUGAGAAAAGAAACUCAUGAAGUUCAUACCCGUGUGAAAGAUUUCCUUGAUGAAAAUGCCAUCUUAAGUGAUACUUUGAAAACUGGAACAGUAAAUAUCAGGUUUAUCAGAGAACACAGACAGGAUUUUGUUAGUAGACUUGAAAAGAGAUUAGAUAAACACAAAGUGAAAAUUGAACUCAAAGAUGAGUCUGUAAACAUAAGGGGAAAUAAACGAGGUAUUUUUGAAGCAAAGAAAGAGUUUAAGAUAUUUUUUGAUGCAAUUGUUUGGGAGAAACACACCAUACAAAAAGUUGCCGUGAAAAAUGUUUUCAAAGAUGAAAAUGAGCAUGGAACUAUCAAGAAAAUUGAACAAGAAACAAGCUGUCUUAUCAAAAUACCUGGAGAGAAUGCAACAUUUGUUGAAACAGCAGAUAUAGCUGAUGAGGAGAUUGAAGAUAGCGAUGGAUAUAUGAUUCCAAAUUUUUCCAGAGGAGCCACAGGGCCACAUUUUUCCAGAGGAGCCACAGGGCCACAUUUUUCCAGAGGAGCCACAGGGUCCAAUCAAGAUGUGUUUAGACCAGCAGCAUCAGAUUUGUCAUCACCAAGGGAACAAGGAUUUAAAGCACAAAAUGGAGUUAAAGUAUAUCUUGUGAAGGGAGAACUUGGGAAACAAGAUGGUAACAUAAUUGUUGUUACAACAGCACCUAACCUGAACCUGAACAGUGGCAAUGCUUGUAAAUCUGUACUUAGAGAGGGCGGUCAAGAUCUUCAAAAUGAGUGCAAAGAAAAAUAUCCAAAUGAGAUCAAGUUUGGAGAAAUAGCAGUGGUUCAUGGUCAUGGUGCACUUGAAUGCAAUUUUGUUUAUUUGACGACAUUACCAAACUGGAACUCUGAGCAUAACCCUGAACAGAUUGUGGAAAAAGUCAUGAAGGACAGUCUUGAAUUAGCGGAGAAACAUAACAAAUAUUCAAUUGUCUUUUGUGCAAUGGGAACGGGUCAGCUACAGUAUCCAACAGACCUGGUUGCAAGGAUUAUGUACCAGGCAGUUAUCGACUUUGACAAAAGUCAUCCACAAUCUUCAUUGAAAGAGGUCAAAUUUGUCUUGUAUCAGAAAGACUUUGCCACAAUUAAGGCUUUUGAAGAAGAGGAAAAUUUCAGACUGGUAGGUGGAGGAGAAAGGCCAACGUUUGAGUUGAAAACCGGAAAAAUUACAAUAGAGCUAUUAGUUGAAAAUAUCGCUCAACAGAGGGUUGAUGCUAUUUUAUGUUCCACGUCCCCUAGCAUGGAGUUAAAACGAAGUGGUGCAUGCCAAGCACUUGUCAGAGUUGGCGGGAAAACUUUACAAGAUGAGUGUAAAUCAAAGUACGGCAACAAACUUGAGGAAGGAAAUGUUGUAGAAAUAGGGGGAGGAAACUUGUCCUGCAAAUCCGUGUUUUUGACUGUUCUGCCUAGAUUUAAUGCUGAUGCUAUAAAUAUUUUGACAAAGGUGAUCCAAACAAUGCUUAACUUAGCUCAUACAAAAGGAUAUAAAUCAUUAGCGUUGCCAGCAUUAGGGACAGGAUUUCUACAUUAUCCUACAAACGAGGUUUGCCAGUGCAUGUUCCAGACUAUGAUCGAUUGGGCCAAGAAAAAUCCUGCUUCAAGUGUAACAAACAUCCGAUUAAUAAUGUAUGCAAAGGACCAUGAAGUCAUUCAAAAGUUCAAAUCAUACAUCUUAAAUGAAAAGGGCAAGGGAAAAAGGGAACACAGGCGUUCAUCAGGAGACUUAAAAAAACAAGGUGCACAUCAAAAGAAGUUGUUCCCUAGUCUUAUUCCUAAAAAAGAGGAAAAGGCACUGUAUAAUGCACAUGCUGAUGGGGUACAGAUAGGGAAGAUAAAAUUGAAUGUUUUCAAAGGUGAUAUUUUGUCACAGAAAACAGAUGCAAUUGUUUCUAGUGUUGGAAAGCAGUUUGAAUUCAUCGGUGCCGUAGCACAAAUCCUGAAGUCAAAAUGCCCGGAAAUAGAACAGGAAUGUCAAAAGAAAGAAAACAUUGAUAAACUGAAACGUGAUGGUGUGGUGAUGACAAAAGGAUAUCAGCUACAUGUAAAGAAUGUUAUCCAUGUGAAAUACGUUGACCAUAUUGAUGACUGGAAAGCAAGGAUUCUUAAAUGUGUAGAAAAAGCAAAUAAAGAACGUUUAAAGACCAUUGCUUUUCCUGUACUUGGAACAGGGAAAGGUUUUAAAACAUUUAGUCCAGAUGCAAUAGCUGGAUGUUUAUUUGAUGCCGUCAGUGAGUUUGUACAGAAAACUAAAAGUCCAUCAAUAAAGGAAAUCCGGCUGAUAGUGUACAGUGGGCAGUCGGGCAUGUAUAAACCUAUCAUGGAUCAAUUGCACAAGAAAGUUCAAGAGGCAGUUAUGGCAGCAUCUGAUGGAUUGUUCCGGAAAGGGUUUAAAACUGCAACUAAAAUGAAGGACAAGUUUUUUGCUGUUUUAACUGGAAAGGAAGAAGGCACUAUCUCUGAACAAGACAUGAAAAAAUUUAGGCAAGAGGAGUCGUCAUUAGAAGUCCAUAUCUAUUCUGAUUGUAAAUCUAAUAUUGAGAAAUGCAAAAAGGAAUUAGAGGCUAAAUUGGAAGAGUCGUACGUAAAGAAAAAGAUAGAAGACUACAAAGAACUAAUUAAAAAUAUAGAUGCUGAUGAGAUGGAACAAUUAGACACAGCAGCUCUGGCAGACAUCAAUAUAGACAAACAAGCUGGAGUCAUAACAGUAAAUGGACCACAAAAACAUGUUGCUGAGGUUAUUCAUGACUUAAGAAUGAGGCUUUUGAAAAUAGAGCGUCGUAAAAAUGAUAUUGCCACUGCUGAAGAGUUGUAUAAGCUUGUACAGUGGCAGUAUGAGGAAGUAACUGAUAGAGGAUUUGAGUAUACAGUAUAUGAAAAAGGACUGAAUCAGAAGAUUGAAGAAGCAUAUAAGACCAAUGCCGCAACAUAUGAAUUUGAGGAUAAUGAUGGGGAAACGUUUGUAAUUGACUUUAAAAAACUUAUAGAAUAUUGUAAGUCUGAUGACACAAAUACAGUUAGAGUCGUCAGAAAAGAUAUUUUGAAAGCUGUUGCCUCUGCCCUACCAGAGGAUUGGGCGGACAUGAAGGACAACGAAAAUAUUAAAGUUGUUUCUGUACCAAAUACAGAUAAAGAGUUUCAAGAUAUAGAAAAGAACUUCAUCACACAAGUGAAAACUGGAUCAUAUGCACACAGACUCAAUUUUAACGCAAGCAAUUUAAAAGUUAGCAAGAUUGAAAGGAUCCAAAAUAAGGCAUUAUAUCGGCAAUAUCAAGCAAAGAAGAAUCAAAUGAAGGAACAAAAACCAAAUCUACCAGCAAACAUGCCAAUAGAGCGGGAUUUAUGGCAUGGUACAAAGUAUGAAGCGGUCACAAGUAUUCAAAUGCAUGGGUUUAAUAGGAGUUACAGUGGAGAUGCAAAUGGUACUCCAUGGUAUGGUGAAGGUGUAUACUUUGCUUCCGAUGCUUCUUACUCAGCGAGAGGGUGGCUUUCUGGUGCAAAUUUAGGUCCAGGCAGCAAAGGAUAUAUGUUCCUUGUGAAAGCGUUGACAGGCCAGCUCUACCCAGGGACGAAAGGAAUGAAAAUGAGAUACCUGCCACCAGUGGAUAGCAAAAAUCCAACAAUCUUAUACGAUUGUGUUGUUGAUGAUAUAAAAAAUCCUUUGGAGUUUGUAAUAUUUAAUGACACACAGGCAUAUCCUGCCUAUAUUAUAACAUUUACUACUUAGACAAUUUUUGUUAUAGGGUUUUCUGUUUGUAUAUGGUGAGACUUUUUGUGAAUUUUGUAGAUAAAGUGGUGUUUCUUUUUUUAUGAAAGACAUGAUACGUGUAUAUACAAUGAUUAUUCUAAUUUGUUCAGAUCUAAAUAUACUUUUUCUGUUUAAUUCCACAUUAUAACAAAUCGUGUAAUAUUUGUAUGUUAACACAUGUAUGUUUGUGAGUUGUUGUUGUUUUUUUGCAUUGAUGUUAACAAUGUGCCAUUUAGCUGACUUGAUACUCGAUUAAGGGAUUAAAUGUUUUAUUUCAGAUAUCAGAUAGUAAAUGCAUUGUUUAAGUUAUGAAGAAUGAAUUUGCUAGAUUUUUCACAUUCCUUUUAUAUCUAAAGCUUGUAAGACGGAGGAAAGAGUUCGCUUAAAAAGAUUUUCAAUUCUAUAAAUGUUAGAUAUGCGUAUAAAAGUUUGUAUUCUUAAGACACAAAAAUAAGCUAAAAUGGUUAUAGGUAUGAGCAUAUAAAAAGGCUAGCAAUUAGCAUAUUAAUAUUUAGAGAGCCUUGAUUAACUGUGUAUUUCCAUUUUCCAAUUAUGAAAAUUAAGUAGAAAUAGUUGCUUUUUAUAAAAUAUAUUCAUUCGAAAUAUUCAAAGCAACGAAAAAUCCAUCUAGUAAAUGCUUGUAUUUAUUAAAAUAAAAAAUUGUUGUGAAUACUAAUUAUAUAUCUUAAAGAGCGCAAAUCACUUGAUUUUAAAUAAUCAUUUACAUUCAUUUUAUACAUAAAUAUAACAGUUAAUAUGCCAAAAUUGACAAUAUAACCAUUUCUCACUUAUUAACAAAGAAAAUAUAGUUGAUGGAAUAGAAAAGUUAAUAAUAUUUUGACCAAACAAGCAAACAAAAAAGAAAAUGAACUGUGACUAUCCACACAUUUCUAAAACAAAUUUAAUAACACUUUUUUGUGGAUUUUGACCAUAAAUUUGUAGGUAUCUUACUUAAAUGUUAGACUUUCAAAUUCAAAUUAAAAGAAUGAACUCAUAACGAUUAUGUCAGCUUUGGUUUUCCUUUUGUUAAUGUAAAGUGCCACGACCAUACAUCUAGAAAACAAAAAUAAUGAUUUGGACAUCAAUGGAUAAUGUCUUAUCUACUAGGUGUGCAUAUAUGUAAUUUAUGACUGUUAUAUAAUUGCAUGUACAAAUAUUAAUAUUUCUUUGUUUAUCUGUUUCUUACUGGUAUAUGUAUUAUUAUAAAAAAUAUAAUUCUUCUUGUUUAUUUUUGUGAAUUAUGUAAUGUAAAAACUUUAAUUUUGUACUUCUGCUAUUCAUGAUUUUGCUUUUUUUUAACCAGAUAAAUUAGUGAUUGUAUUGAAUGUAAGUAAUAAUACUUGAGUUAAAGUGAAUAUAAACGUAAUCACAUAAACACAUAAUCACAUAACACCUCUUAGAGAUGUUAUGAUUUUUUUACGUUUGAUUUAUACUGAAUAAAUUGAUUGAACUUAUUUGUUUGAAUAAGAUUAUACAUACAUUGAUGUGUACUUGUAGGGAAUUGAUUUCAUUUGUAUGGUUGUGACGUUUCUUCUGUAAACAAAAUCACGUGUAUAUACUUAUUUUUUAUUGCUAUAAUUGUAUGAAACUGGUUCUGACGUUGAUAAAUCCCAUGAAAAUAAAGCUACUUUUAUUAUUUAAGUUAUAAAGAUUUUUGUCAGGUUAUAUGGCCAUGCAUAUAUUUGGAAAAGGUCAAAUUGCAACCCUUUAUAUUCGGUCAUAUAACCUUCCAAGAAUUUUUAUAACGAAUUUUUAUUACAGCAAACUUUUUUUUUAGAGUGAUAAGGUUAGAUUGUUUCCUCAAUUGAAGCAAUUGUGCAUAUAAAACUAUAUAACCCUCUCGAUUAUUCAACGAAAAGCGACGUUACAAACAUGCAGCAUUAUAUAAUGGAUAAUUUUAAAGUAAUUAUGUGUAUGAAAAUGAUACUUGUUGAUAGUGGUUAUAUAUUUAUAUGGCAUUGGCUAUGAUUGUAUUCUAAAGACAGUGAUCAUACUUGUGUGAAAUGAUUUCUUGUAUCGUAGACAUUAUGGUAAUAUUGUAGUAUGUUGACAUGUAAACUUGUGAUUGUUCUUCAAUGACUGUGAUUAUACUUGUAUAACAGUAACUGUGCUAGUAUUAUUGUAGUAGUAUAUUUCUUUAAUUGUUGAUUAUAUAUUGUAUGAAAGUAAUAUUAAUUAUAUGGCAUUGAUUAUUUUUGUGUAACAGAUGUUAUUCUUACAAUUUGCAUGAUUGCUUUAAUACUUUUAAAGCAUUGGUUAUGCUUAAAUUUUUGCUGUAGAUCUAGUUGUUUAAGAAUUAUUAUCGGUCUCAGGCCUGAGUGGUAAAUAUUUUUUGACCAGUGUUAAAUGCCCGAUUAACACCGCUUAGACCGAUAUUAUUUCGAUUCUAUGUUGGCAAAAUAAGGUAGGUUACCAAUGCUCGUUUUGGAGAGAUUGUUUCCGCUGACGAUUUUCGAAUUGAGCUGUUCGAUUUUGCACCCUUUUGAAGCUUAUGUAUAUUUGAUUAAACAAAAGAAAUGGUAAUAAAAAUUGCUUCACCUAAUAAUUCAUGAAAUUUAAAAGUUGCAUGUCAAUUUGGAUUGUAUUUGGUUUACAUCAAUGCUCCAUUAAUCAUAAUAAUCCCCCACCCUUGCUCGUUUAAAAUGUCAUUCUGGUACCUUCAUGAAUGAGAUGCUGUUUGCGAAUUGCAUAUAAUUUAUAUCAACUGAUAUGGAGAAAACUAUGGUCUUACCGUAUAUAAGAUGACUUGUAUCAUCAAAUGAAAAGAACACAUAUUAAGAACGGAAAAUGUCGAUGAAAAUGCGUUAUUGUUAAUGUCUUAAAAGGCUUUGUUUAUCCCUGUCAUCGGAGGGAGAAUAUGUAUUAAAAAAACAGCCGCAUAUACAUGUAGUCCAUAACCAGUGCUUAUUGUCUGUUUAAUACCGUUUGCUUUCAAUCUCUUCUUUAUGUAAAGUGACUAUAUCACGAGGCGUGUUAGAAUACUACUUAGUGUCCAGCUUUAUUUGUCAUCCAAUGAUAACGCUGUAUUUCUUAAAAAUUAUGUGUGUUAAUUUUCAUAGAAGAAAGAAAGUCGAUACUAUAUUGAAAUCCUUUCAUAGUCGCCUUCUAUUUUUCAUAGUGCUUCAUAGUAGCGCAUAGUGACGUAAUCAAGGGCCAAAUAAAGCUUGACACUAAAUAUGUUAGUCUUCAUCCUUAGCUGUUCUACAGAAAUUAGAAACAUUCUCCUGUCGCUAUCGCUCCCGUCGAAGUUUCUAAUUUCUGUAGAACAGCACGGAUGAACACUAACAUAUACAUAGUACUAGCAACCAUUCUUAUAUAGAUUUGAAAGUCAUUAUACUAUAGAUACCGUAAAUACGUUUAUCACAUAAACUAAGGUGCAGGUGUGUAAUAAAGUCAUUUGAUAAAACGAUAUUACAUUAGUAAAGUGUAAUAACACUUUGAUGUGACAUAAUUUCCGUUAUAAUUUAUGCAAACAUAGCGAUAAAGCGCGCUUAUGUUAGUGUAAGGCCGGUAUUCCAUUCAUACGGGAGCGCGACGUGAACGUUUAACGUGUGCGUGAAACAUGAACGUGAGGCGUGAGUUUUCACGCCCACACUAUUCCAUUCAUCCGGUUAGUGUGAAAGCAAUUGUUUAUAAAUAUGCUUGAUAACUGGGUAUUUUUAAUGUAUUUAAUGCAAAAAAAAAAUGUUUCAAGUCAUCCGUAAUGACAAAAAAAAUGUAAAUUAUGUAAUUUCAACAGAAUUGUUAUAAGCAUGCUUGCAAAAAGUACACACACUUAAAUUAACAUUGUUUUGCAACUGAAAUUAAUUUAUGUUAGGCGUACUUUCAAGCCAAGAAUGUUGAGUCAGCAGUUGUCUGCAACACCGGUCUUUGAUGUCUGUGUCCUUGUAAUCCUUUAGGGACAGGUCGUACAGUAUAGGGCAUUUCCUAAGUGCUUUAAUAAGUUUUCCGUUGCAUUUACCUUUCAUGGUGGCUCCUCGUCCGUGAAUGCCGUGAACGCGAAAAAUCACUACAAGUAGCGAUCGGUUUCACGCUCGCGUUACACAGUCACCUGUCAUAAAUUCACGUUUCACGCUCACGUCGCGCUCACGCCGAAAAGGAAUACAUACACUAGAAAAUCGUUUGUUUAAUUUUUCACGUUCGCGCUUCACGUUCACGCUACACGUUCCCGUAUAGCUGGAAUACCGGCCUAACACACGGCGCGUCAGUGAAAGUGGCUCAUUAACAUUUUAAACCGUCCUUUUUUAUAUAUGUAUAAAUAGAAUAUUAUAUUCAUGUUGAUUCAUUACUAAAUUUAGUAAACUCGUUGAAUAAAACAUUUUUUGCUCGCCAGAUGAUUUGAUUAACCUACACACCUUCAAUAUCCCCUAUAAUCAAAGCACAGAACGCGCUGAAUUUGUUUGGGUCUCAGAAUGUCAGAAAGGUGAAGGUUGUGAGAUUAUAAACCAAUUUGUUUGUAAAGUGUCACCAAAUUUUGUUUCCAGUGUUAUAAAUAUAGUAAAUUGGCUAUAAGACUAAUUGCAACACUGAUAUUCAAUUCAAUGUUUAUUUGGCUUAAUCAAUUAAAAAACAAACAAACAAAAACAAAACAUGAGUUGCCUGAACUGGGAUUUGAAUUCCGGACCUUUCGCUUUUAAAGCGAGCUUGUAUACUCCUCGACCACGGCUAGUUAUAAGAUAACAGUCUGAAGAAUACCAUAUUAUUCUUAAUUAGAGUUUGUAACCCUAAUUAAUGUCGAUAUAUUUUGUUCACGGUAAACCUGUUGUUUAAUACUGAUGUAAAUAGGCAUGGAAUGAAUAUAAGCUUGUAUAUCUAUAAGAAUAACACAAUAUUUGAAAUCUUCGACCAAUCGGGAACUAUUUUUUCGUUACGGAAAUUAAUUUGCCCUUUACGCAGUGAUCUCCCCUUAAUUUUUCGGCGUCAAUGUACAUAUAAAAGGAAGUAACCGCUUCGAGGAGUUUGGACUACUUUCGGCAUUUGCAAAUAAGAAGAUCAGGGUCUGAAAUUUCGCUACC